This is a messenger RNA of Dendroctonus ponderosae (mountain pine beetle), 1195 nucleotides long. RefSeq lists its product as uncharacterized. Gene Ontology annotation, biological process: cilium movement; outer dynein arm assembly. The record is from RefSeq and is a predicted model, not a curated record. NCBI's taxonomy places the organism in Eukaryota, Metazoa, Arthropoda, Insecta, Coleoptera, Curculionidae. Gene Ontology annotation, cellular component: cilium.
GUGGAGCUGGAGAAGCUGGAAAAGCGACUAUUCCUCAGGGGAAGAUUGCCGGCUCGACCGGAACCCGAAGGGGCAGAAGCCGAUGUGGAGGAGGAAAAAUCCGAAACGCCUCCUCAUCCCGUUGAGCUGAAGUCUCAGGAGUUUGAGCUGCUGAAGCGAGCCACCGGAGGCACAUCGACGCAGGAGGUUCUGGACAAAUUCCAGGCUCAAAAGCAGACCCAAAAUCGCCUCAAUGAGCUGCGAAAUAAGUCGGAAAAGGACAAGCGAAUGAUCGAGAAGCAAAUUGAGUCGUUGCGAGCCAAACUGGAUGAGUACAAGUACUCGGAGUCUCGCGACGCUGAUAAGAAAUCUGGCGGUUUAGAGCGGCUUCAGCUGGAGAUCGCCCAUCAACACUCGCGAUCUGACUCCUACAGAAAAGAAACCACAUCCAGAAAGCAAGCGCUGACUUCAGUGCUGCUCAAUUUGCAUGGAUUGCGAAGUUUGGUCAAUCCGGUGGCCGCCUCCGAUGAAACCCCCUCCGGCAUGAUGGCAGGAUUUGUCCUGGAUGUGAAGGAGCUGGUCCGCAGAUACGCAAAUUGUAAGCGAUUUCAGGGGCGGAUUGAGCAUGUGGAAGCCAAUUUGCCUACUCCCUACAGUGGCCUGAUUAGGAGGACUCCUCAGCCGCAAAUGAUGGGGGCGCCCAGUCCUGGACCUCCUCCAGGUAAAGCCCACUUUGAGGCAAGGGAAAGAAGUGAGGGUGUGCUUGCAGGUUCAGAAGAUGAGGAGGAAGUGCCUUCGAGGAGCUUCCUGAAACGACAGGCUCAACUGGUGAUUGAUGCCAAGUCAAGGCGGAGGAAUCUUAGGAUACAGCUUCCCAAAAGGAACUAAUGCGUGGGUUUUUUGCCUGAGAGUUUCCAAGCUAGGUUAUGGACAGGGUGUUUUUUUAGCCCUGGAAUUUGCUUAGAUGGAACGCGCUCUUGAGCUAAGAAUUGUAGGAUUUUGUUUGAGUUAAGUGCUCAUCGGGAUGCUUGACUUGAAAAUUGAUAUGGAUAUUCGCAUGUUGCACUUUUCCUCUUAGGAAUUCAGGUUUUACCCAAAUUGCUCAUUUAAUGUACAGAGUAUUGCAAACAUGCUCUUAUUGUAAUGAACAUUUAUGGCAAUUGGCGAAUAUAAAACAGAUUGCAACUAACCCGAUGAGUUGUGCAGGCAUGGAGAA